This is a messenger RNA of Lasiodiplodia theobromae, 1032 nucleotides long. RefSeq lists its product as uncharacterized. NCBI's taxonomy places the organism in Eukaryota, Fungi, Ascomycota, Dothideomycetes, Botryosphaeriales, Botryosphaeriaceae. The coding region runs from base 1 to 1032 and encodes 343 amino acids. The record is from RefSeq and is a predicted model, not a curated record. The transcript has 2 exons.
AUGGUCAACAGCAGUACUGUUUCCAUCAUUCCGCUCUACCAUGAACACAGCUUAAGAGCAAGGACCCCUUCGCCCGGUAUUAUUAUGACGGAGAUGGCUACCGAGCCGUCUAUACAGGGAAAUGAGACGGCGUCAAGCGUUGCUUCCUCAAUUUUCGGUGACCCUCCAACAGGCUAUCCCAAGUUCGCCGAGCUCAUGAAUGACAUUCCAGAGAUGGCUAUCUUCCGCCGUUUUGGGGCGCUUAAUGCACUCAAUCUACUGUACCUCCAAGCUCGAUUGGUACACAUAGAGCGGAAAUUGAAGAAAGCUCAGGAAUCAGACCACCAGAACCCAGAGGGGUACAAGUCGCUCUAUGCAAAGGACUGGUACUUUUUGAACGAGUCUGAACAAGAUGGCGAUGAGUCACAGCUUCAGCUCGUUGAAGAGGCCCGUGAAAAGUUGAUCGAGUACAACACCGCCUUGAUUCAACAAAAGAAGAUACUGUCGAUGAAGAGCCCCAAAGACUUCGAUAUGAGCUUCAUCCGUAAAUACAUCGCAUCCAAAGAUGAAGGACUCGCAUUCGCACUUGCAGGGCUUGAUUCAGAAGUUUGGGGUUCCGUGAAGUCUCCGGAAAGCUGCGCCAAAGAUCUGGUGACGCUUCGGCCACGUCACGACGAGGAUGGCUUUUCGAAGUGGGUGACCGGAAAAGGCAUCAGCAAGUUCUUUGGGCUCGGCGGGGCGCGAUUUCGCAAAAAGUCACCCGUUCACGGCUUCGUCAGUUACGAGGAGUCGGACCUACUUCGCAUUACCUACAACAUCACAACCGUCCUUGCGUCAGCUCUUCCAAUAGCUGCUAUUGCUGUCUUGGUUUACGUACAAUCGAUGAAGGCAAAGCUCGGAAUCAUUGCUGUAUUCAACAUUGUCUUGUCACUGUGUCUGACAGUUCUGACUACAGCUAAGAGGACAGAGGUGUUUGCUGUUGUCGCAGCUUUCUCGGCCGUGCAAGUUGUCUUUGUACAGGGUGGAAUGAGUGAUGCUAGAUGUACAAGUUGA